AUGGAUCUGACCAACAGCUCCUUGCGUCACCCCUCCCUUCUCCACGGGGACUUCAGCCUGCUCAGCGACUUCACGGAUGAUAAUGAGACGAACUCCACGGUGGGAGAUGGAAGCCUGCUGGGCUGCGUCCAGAUCCGCGUCCCCCAGGAACUGUUCCUGGCGCUGGGACUGAUCAGCCUGGUGGAAAACAUCCUGGUGAUCCUGGCCAUCAUCAAGAACCGCAACCUGCACUCGCCCAUGUACUACUUCAUCUGCUGCCUGGCGGUCUCCGACAUGCUGGUCAGCGUCAGUAACGUGAUAGAGACCAUCUUCAUGCUCCUCACGGACCACGGCCUCCUGAACGUGCACCCCGACAUGCUGCGCCACCUGGACAACGUCAUCGAUGUGAUGACCUGCAGCUCCGUGGUGUCAUCCCUCUCCUUCCUGUGCACCAUCGCGGCGGACCGCUACGUCACCAUCUUUUACGCGCUGCGGUACCACAGCAUCAUGACCACGCAGCGCGCCGUGGCCAUCAUCGCGGUGGUGUGGCUGACCAGCAUCACCUCCAGCAUCCUCUUCAUCGUCUAUCACACCUACAACGCCGUCAUCUUGUGCAUGGUCACCUUCUUCUGCGCCACGCUGGUGUUCAACGCCGUGCUCUACCUGCACAUGUUCCUGCUGGCGCACGUGCACUCCCGGCGCAUCACCGCCUUCCACAAAGGCAGGCGCCACUCUACAAGCAUGAAGGGAGCCAUCACCCUCACAAUCCUGCUCGGGGUCUUCGUGGUAUGUUGGGGCCCCUUCUUCCUCCACCUCAUCCUCAUCCUCGCCUGCCCCAACAGUCCCUACUGCAACUGCUUCUUUCGAAGUUUUAACCUUUUUCUCGUCCUCGUCAUCUGCAACUCGCUCAUCGACCCGCUCAUUUACGCGUACCGGAGCCAGGAGCUGCGCAAAACCCUGAAGGAGCUGCUGCUGUGCUCCUGGUACUUCAGCGCGUGA
This is a messenger RNA of Nematolebias whitei (Rio pearlfish), 978 nucleotides long. It is a transcript of the gene mc1r, whose product is annotated as melanocortin 1 receptor. The record is from RefSeq and is a predicted model, not a curated record. NCBI's taxonomy places the organism in Eukaryota, Metazoa, Chordata, Actinopteri, Cyprinodontiformes, Rivulidae. Gene Ontology annotation, biological process: G protein-coupled receptor signaling pathway. The coding region runs from base 1 to 978 and encodes 325 amino acids. Gene Ontology annotation, molecular function: melanocyte-stimulating hormone receptor activity. The transcript has a single exon. Gene Ontology annotation, cellular component: membrane.